Annulohypoxylon maeteangense is the source of this 2168-nucleotide messenger RNA. Its product is annotated as acetyl-CoA synthetase-like protein. The record is from RefSeq and is a predicted model, not a curated record. Bases 1 to 2061 code for a protein of 686 amino acids. Gene Ontology annotation, molecular function: medium-chain fatty acid-CoA ligase activity. Lineage: Eukaryota; Fungi; Ascomycota; Sordariomycetes; Xylariales; Hypoxylaceae. The transcript has 2 exons. Gene Ontology annotation, biological process: fatty acid metabolic process.
AUGAAGUCUUCGUUUCAACUGUUGACUCUUCAUAAACUGCGUGUCUCUAGGUUAUACUAUCGAUCUUGGAGACGUGUUGCCUUACACCAUGGGACACAUGAACACCUGAGGCGGGGAUUAUUUACGCGCCACUCGAUAGGGAAACAAGCUGUGCAGCAAAGAACCAUCGUUACCUCGAGUCUGAGUUAUGCCGAGGGACCACAAGAACCACCACUUAUAACCGUCACAAUUCCAGAGCACUUCCGCUCCAUAGUUUCUCAACAUGGUGACAAACCAGCAGCUAGAUUCCGGCUCCCACAACCCAGUCAAUCACCUGACCCACUCUCCCCGGAGCCCGGGAGCAUAACCUUAACCUAUGAGGCUCUCGACAACCAGUCUAACGCUUUAGCACACUCUCUAAGGUCUCAAGGUGUCAAGAAAGGCGACCGAGUAGCCCUCAGUCUUGGCAACGUCGCCGAGCACGUUGUGGCAACCUACGCCAUCUUUAAACUAGGUGCUAUCCUCGUCCCGCUAAACCCAACUUUCAACGAGAAACAGCUCGUCACCGCCCUCUCUCACCUCCGCGUCUCCGCUCUAAUCAUCAGCGCCGUCACAGACUUAGCCUACAAGCCAUGCCGCGGCCGUAGCAACCACGCCCUCCUAAAAGCACUCAUCCCCGAUCUCGCAAAAAGCGGUGGCCGAAUCGAGUCCCCCAGCGUACCCACGCUGCAAUCCGUAAUCAUAGUCGACAACGCGCCCUCCCACCCACACGCCGGCUUCCCCCCUCUAAAAGACCUACCCACACUAAUCCCCUACUCCUCCCUCGCCCCCCCUUCAACCCUCCCCCACAACCCCGUGGUCCCAGACACGCCCCUACACCCCUCCGACACGAUAAACAUCCAAUUCACAUCUGGCACCACAUCCGCCCCAAAAGCAGCCAUGCUAACCCACGCCAACAUCCUCAACAACGGCCGCCUCAUCGCACAACGCAUGGGUCUCCUCCCCAACGACCGCAUCGUCUGUCCACCCCCCCUAUUCCACUGCUUCGGCUGCGUGCUCGGGCUCCAAGCCACCGCGACAACCGGCGCCGCGAUCUUAUUCCCGUCCCCGGCGUUCGAUCCCGCUGCUGCGCUGUUGAUGGCGACGGAACAUGAUGCUACGGGGUUGUAUGGUGUGCCGACUAUGUUUGCUGCGGAACUGGAGUUGCUUUCUUCGCCGGCUUUCGUGGAUAGACUGCGGUCAGCAGCACCAUCAAGAGGUGAUAACGGUAAAUUAACCCUCUUCCCAAACCUUCGCAAGGGUAUUGCGGCCGGUAGCUCCGUCCCGGAACCCCUGAUGCGACAGCUCAACGCUAGGCUCGGGCUGCAGGACCUGGUUAUCUGCUAUGGGAUGACGGAGACCAGUCCCGUGAGCCUGAUGACGAGCCCGGCGGACCCCCCGGCGAAACGUGUGGGGACCGUGGGGAUGGUGAUGCCGCAUACGCGGGUCAAGAUCGUGGAUCGACGCGACAGCACGCGUGUGCUUCCGCGGGGCGAGUGUGGCGAGCUGGCGGUUUCGGGGUAUCUUCUUAUGAAGCGGUAUUUCGACGACCAGGCUCGGACCGAUGAGGUUAUGAUUGAGGAAGGUGGGGAGGAGGAGAAGGAGGGGGAGGUGUGGAUGUACACAGGGGAUGAGGCGCGUAUGGAUGAGCAGGGUUACGUUGAGAUUACGGGACGGAUUAAGGAUUUGAUUAUUCGGGCUGGGGAGAAUAUACACCCGCUUGAGAUCGAGGAGGAGAUUAUGCGGCAUGAGCUUGUGCGUGAGGCGAGUGUUGUGGGGGUGCCGGAUGAGAAGUAUGGAGAGGUUGUUGCUGUGUUUGUUGCUGUGCAUGGGGAUGUGAAGACUGAUGAGGCGGAGGAAGUGCGUGAAGAGAAGGUACUGUCGAAGGAUGAGGUGAAGGACUGGGUUAGGAAACACCUUUCCGGUCAUUUAGUGCCGAAGUAUGUCUUUUGGACUGAUGAGUUUCCCAAGACUGCGAGUGGGAAGAUACAGAAGUUUAAACUGCGAGAGCUUGCUAAGGAUUUGAUCUCUAAGGCGUCCUGAUCUGACAGAGGCGGGUUUAAAGCGGGAGCUGGAUACUGGGAUCUACAUGAGUGUGUUAGAAUCGCAUUUUGAGGAAUAGGUAGACUUCAUAUCACAAUAUUAUCAAC